This is a messenger RNA of Microstroma glucosiphilum, 834 nucleotides long. RefSeq lists its product as hypothetical. The record is from RefSeq and is a predicted model, not a curated record. Bases 1 to 834 code for a protein of 277 amino acids. The transcript is spliced from 6 exons. Lineage: Eukaryota; Fungi; Basidiomycota; Exobasidiomycetes; Microstromatales; Microstromataceae.
AUGACACCACAGGACCUCGAAAAGUAUCGACUCGUGAUCCCCGACGAUGCCCUGCCAAGGUCGAUACGCCACGGCGAUGAAGAGGCAAGUGGCGGCUUCUUCUACAUCCCAGACUUCAUCUCCUGCGACGAGGAGAGGUACUUGCUCGAAAAGAUCGAGCAAUGCCCGAAGCCCAAGUGGAAAGUACUGCAGAACAGGAGACUACAGAGCUGGGGUGGUCAAGUAUCCUCAAGGAACGUCCUCAUACCAGAGGCUAUGCCUGACUGGCUGGUUCAUUACCCCCCUCUCGUGCAUAGGCUAGCCGCUACGGGAUGCUUCGCCAAAAGCUUGCACCAGAGGCCCAAUCACUGUCUGAUCAACGAAUAUCUGCCGGGACAAGGCAUCAUGCCACACCAGGAUGGAGGCGCAUACCACGCGACAGUGGCUACCAUCAGCCUUGCCUCGCACACAGUGCUCGACAUAUAUCGCUGGGCAGACGAUGGUGAAGCAGUCGACUCACAACACACCACUCGAGCUCGGGAAUGCGACCCAGCCUUCUCUAUAUUGCAGGAGCCACGCAGCCUCUUGCUUACUACUGGAGAUGCAUAUAGAAUGUAUCUUCACGGCAUCGCGGAGAGGACGCGGGAGGAGACUUCACACCUUUCCCGCGUAGUCAACGGCAGCAGCGUGAGAGACAGAGCGAUCAAGGCAAAAGUUCAGGCUGCGUGCGGACCCAAUGCAGGAAGUGACCUUGAUCAAUACGACGUCCUGAUCAGGGAGAAGAGGGUGUCGCUCACAUUUCGAGAUGUGGAGAAAGUGAGCAAGGGCCUCAAUGCUCUGCUCGUCAAGCAUUGA